Molecule: messenger RNA, 1444 nt
Organism: Malus domestica (apple)
Lineage: Eukaryota; Viridiplantae; Streptophyta; Magnoliopsida; Rosales; Rosaceae
Product: F-box protein At1g67340-like
Molecular function (GO): protein binding
Source: RefSeq, a predicted model, not a curated record
AAACAUCCAAACAACCACACGCAGAGAGAGAGAGAGAGAGAGAGAGAGAGAGAGAGAGAGAGCUUGGAUUAUGUGAAGGUUCUGCAGAAGAAGAAGAAGAAAGCUAAACAUGGAGGCGGCGACGCUGCAAAUAAAAAGGCUCAGAAGCUCCCGGCGCUCGACCACCGCCGCGAAGUCGGAUUUCUUCGACGGCUUGCCCGACGAUCUCGUCGUAUUCAUCCUCUGCAAGCUCAGCUCCUCCGCUUCCUCGCCUUCCGAUCUCAUCAGCGCCCUCAUCACGUGUAAGAGAUUGAACCGGUUAGGACUCCACUCUCUGGUGUUAUCAAAUGCCGGUCCAAAAGCAUUCGCAAUACGGGCCAAAAACUGGUCCGAUUCGGCUCACCGGUUUCUCAAACAGUGCGUCGGCGCCGGUAACGUCGAAGCCUCCUACACUCUCGGAAUGAUCCGAUUUUACUGUUUACAAAACCGAGGGAGCGGGGCCUCGCUCAUGGCGAAAGCCGCCAUGAGAUCCCACGCGCCGGCGCUGUACUCGCUCGCGGUGAUUCAGUUUAACGGCAGCGGCUGUUCGAAGAAAGGAAAGGACUUAAGAGCCGGCGUGGCUCUUUGCGCGCGAGCCGCUUCGCUCGGCCUCGUCGACGCACUCCGCGAGCUCGGCCAUUGCCUCCAGGACGGUUACGGAGUCAAGCAAAACGUCGCCGAGGGACGCCGAUUGCUGGUCCAGGCCAACGCACGGGAGCUCGCGUCCGUUCUACGUUCUUCCGCGGCGUGGCGGUCCCACCACUACCAGCACUUCUACGCGUGCCUGACGGGGCUGGUCAGCUGCCCUCUGCUGAGCGACUACGGAUGCAACGUCCCCGUACCGGAGUUCCACCCCGCAAACCGGUUCAUGAGGGAGUGGUUCGGGUCGGGGCGGUGGACGGCGGGGCAGGGUAUGAGGCUGUGCUCUCACAUGGGGUGCGGGCGGCCGGAGACGAGGCCGCACGAGUUUAGGAGGUGCUCGGUUUGCGGGACGGUGAAUUAUUGCUCGCGUGGGUGCCAAGCGCUGGACUGGAAGCUGAGACACAAAAUGAAGUGUAAGCCGAUGGAACGGUGGCUGGCGGUUGACGGUGAGGCAGAGGAGGAGUUGGGGGGACUGGUGCAGGGUGGGGAAGGUGAGAAUGUGGCAGUUGGAUAAUAAAUUGAUAUAUUUAAUGGAAAUAUAAAAAAAAAAAUUAAUUAAUUUCGAUGUGUUUUUAUUUCUUUUUUGUUAUGGGUAAAAUUACAUAUAUGUACAUUGGACUUGUUAAUAAUAUGUUAAGUUGGUUGGGUGUGGGGACAAAUUCGUACUUACAUAUUACAAACCCCACAAAAACAUGCAUGCAAAAUGCUAUGCCUAUGGAGUUAUUUUAUUAUAUGCUGUAAUUAGUGUGUUGUUAAAUAAUUAGAGGCUAUUGGAUUUAUUAGA